Molecule: messenger RNA, 1962 nt
Organism: Plodia interpunctella (Indianmeal moth)
Lineage: Eukaryota; Metazoa; Arthropoda; Insecta; Lepidoptera; Pyralidae
Gene: SDR39U1
Exons: 6
Coding region: 314-1126 (270 amino acids)
Source: RefSeq, a predicted model, not a curated record
ACUUACCAAUUGACAUUUUAAAAAUUACAAAAACAAAAUCUUGCUGUUUAUUUUUGCCGGCAGUCAGUGAAAUAUUUUCAGUUUAAGUUAAAUUUACACAUUUAUAAAAUAGACAGAGAAAACAAUAUAGAUAUAGUAAUUGGGUAUUAAAUAAGUCUUUGAAUUACAAAUAUUGCUAAGUGUUAUAUAACUAAAGUAAUGGCAGCUUGCAGGAAAAUUGUAAUUGGUAUGUCGUGGGGGCACUGGAUUUAUAGGAAGAAAUUUAGGAGAGCUACUGUUGGCCAAUGGAUACAAUUUUAUUAAUGUGACACGCAUGCCAGGCGCUAAUAACAUAUCUUGGUCUCAGUUAGAGGUUACCGGCUUGCCAAAGAAAACUUAUGCUGUAGUUAAUUGUGCUGGACAACAAUUUAUGGACUUUACUAAGACAUGGACCCCUGGGUUCAAACAAAAUGUCCAAAACUCUAGGGUGUUCACUACGCGGGCCCUGGCUAAAGCCAUAAAUCUAAGUCAGGACAAACCUAAAGUCUACGUACUAGUUACUGGGGUUGGAGCAUAUGAACCAUCAGACUGUAACCAAUAUGAUGAAAGCAGCCCCACAACUGGCAUUGAUUUUUUUUCUAGACUUGUUGUUGAGUGGGAAAAAGCAGCUAAUGUUGACCCGCCUGUGAGACUUGUCAUUAUUAGGUCUGGUGCCGUCCUAGGUCGAUGGGGAGGAAUGAUCAAAAAUAUGUUUUUGCCAUUUUUCCUUGGGGUCGGUGGCCGCAUUGGAACUGGCAAACAAUACCUUCCUUGGAUUCAUAUAAAAGAUCUCACACGUCUCAUUAUCUUUGCCAUUGAGAAUGAUAAUGUUAGUGGAGUACUAAAUGGCGUUGCUCCUCAGGUUAUAACAAAUGAAGAAUUUACACAAUCUUUCGCCAAAGCACUACGUCGCCCUGCCGUAAUACCCGUGCCAGAAGCAAUGCUGGACUAUCUACUGCACCCUGAAAGAGCUAUGAUAAUGACAAAGGGACAGCAUGUAACUCCAAAAAGGGUGAUAGAAUAUGGCUUUAAAUAUCAUUAUGAAGAUAUUGACAGUGCAUGCCAAGAAGUUGCACAUCUUCUCCCAAAGAAACACCCUCUCAAUUAAAAUGUUCUUGGAAUUUUUUGUACUUGGAAGAUCUUCUAUACAGAAAGGAACUUGACCGGUUUGAGGUGCAGAAGAAUGCAGUUAGAAGGCCGGUCCUAGGACAUUGACGUCAGGUGCAAGGGGACAUGGCUGACGCAACGACAAGCGUCAAUAACAACAAUUGGGGUGAACUCAUUAAGUUUACAACUUUCCACCCAUUAGUACAUCAUAUUUAAGGCUCAUUUGAACUAAAGUUUUCCAUUUGCCCAAUGACUAAUAUACCUACCUAUUUACAUGAUUCAUUUAAUACGACCUCAAAAUACAGAAAAUUCUCUGAGAAAACUGAAAGUAUAGGUAAUGGUGGAGCAUUGUAGCAUGCAGCAUGUUUAUGUCACCAUUUGCACCUGCACUUUACAAUCACAAAAUAUUUUGUGAAAAAAAUAAGCUUACACAUUGCUGUGCUGUGCAUGUCAUCUUAAUGAUACAAAACUAUUUCAAGAAUUAUAAUUUAGCUUGCUAUAGAGAUAAAAAGUGGCGUCCUUCCCAUGUACAACAUAUGUAAUUCAUAAAGAAGAUACUUGAUAAUAUCAAAAGAAGUAUGAUAAUAUCGAAGCGUAAUCGUCUCUUCAAUAAAAUUUGUCGUGUAUUAUAAAUUGAUUGAGAUGUUCGUCGUUAACAGAUGGAGUUCAGAAUUCAAGGGUAUCUGUUAUUGUGCGAUGUGCAGUCUCUAUCGUGCAUUAUAUCGAGAUAUUUCUUGAGCUCAAUUUUAUUAUAUCACUAAAACUGGGCUUGUUUUUAUAAACAAGUAGAGAUUCUAUCAUGUAUGUAAUUUUGCUGUAAGAAAUUGCCCUGCUUAU